GAUUCCAUUGGCUUAAUAGCGGACACGUAAUGUGGUUGUGGGCGGGGUUUGAAGCCAUACGUCGCCUGGCGUCCAGCGGUUGCCAGCAGCGCCUGGUUUGGCAGGAAACAGGAGACGAGCUGCUCGUCGGAGCGACUGUGUGUCACGCGCAGUGUUUAAUAGUGCAUUGUUGCCAUGGAGACCACCAGGAGACACGUCCACCCCAGGGGCAAAGGGACGGCCUCUGGACGCAGGGAUCAGACAGCACAGUGGGGCAGAGCAUGGGAGGUGGACUGGUUCUCCCUGUUCGGCGUCGUCAGCCUCCUGUGCUUCGCCCCCUUCAUCGUCUUCUACUUUGUGAUGGCCUGUGAUCAGUACCAGUGCUCGGUAACCCAGCCUCUGCUUGAGUUGUACCGAGGAGAGACCAGCCUGCCCACGAUCUGGGCCCGGUCGCCCUCCUUCAGCUGGGCAGCUGUUAAGAUCUAUGGCGUGUGGGUGUCGUUCCAGGUCUUCCUCUAUAUGUGCAUUCCUGACGUUGUUCACAAGUUUCUUCCUGUAUAUGUCGGUGGAGUGCAGGAUGGAGCGCGAACCCCUGCUGGCCUGAUUAACAAGUAUGAGAUCAACGGGCUCCAGUGUUGGCUGAUCACUCAUGCCCUGUGGUUUGCCAACGCUCACUAUUUCCACUGGUUUUCGCCCACCAUCAUCUUCGACAACUGGAUCCCUCUGAUGUGGUGCUGCAACAUCCUGGGCUACACCGUGGCCACGUUUGCUUUUAUAAAGGCCUAUCUGUUCCCCACAAACUCCGAGGACUGCAAGUUCACGGGAAACGUCUUCUACAAUUACAUGAUGGGCAUCGAGUUCAACCCGCGCAUCGGGAAGUGGUUCGACUUCAAGCUGUUCUUCAAUGGCCGCCCGGGCAUCGUAGCCUGGACUCUGAUCAAUCUAUCCUACAUGGCCAAGCAGCAGGAACUGUACGGCCACGUCACCAACUCCAUGAUCCUGGUCAAUGUACUGCAGGCCAUUUACGUAGUGGAUUUUUUCUGGAAUGAAGCAUGGUACCUAAAAACUAUUGAUAUCUGCCACGACCACUUUGGAUGGUAUCUGGGCUGGGGGGACUGUGUCUGGCUGCCUUACCUCUACACGCUACAGGGUCUGUACCUGGUGUACCACCCGGUGCAGCUCUCCGACCCCCACGCCCUCGUCGUCCUGUUGCUUGGCCUCGUUGGAUAUUACAUCUUCCGCUCCACCAACCACCAGAAGGACGUGUUCAGGCGCACCGACGGCUCCUGCUCCAUUUGGGGCCGCAAGCCGGCGUUCAUCGAGUGCUCGUACCGCUCGGCCGAUGGCGGCGUCCACCGCAGCAAGCUCCUCACCUCGGGCUUCUGGGGCGUGUCCCGCCACUUUAACUACACCGGCGACCUGAUGGGUUCCCUGGCCUACUGUGCCGCCUGCGGCUUCGCUCACAUCCUGCCAUAUUUUUACAUUGUCUACAUGAGCAUCCUGCUGGUCCACCGGUGUGUGCGCGACGAGCACCGCUGCAGCAGCAAGUAUGGCAGGGACUGGAAGCGCUACACUGAUGCGGUGCCAUACCGGCUGAUCCCUGGAGUGUUUUAAAAACAGGGAGUGAGGAGGAGGAGAGUGAGGAGAAAGGUGGGGGUGAGGCACAUGUCCAGAUAAAUAUGGCAAUUAUGAAUUGGAGAAAGACAAAUACGUGUGUUAUCGUUAUGUAUGUGUUUUAAACUUACAAAGAACGAAACAACACACAGCUGCAUUUUAUACAUUCUCUGAAUGAUAUUUCUUUUUACAGUAUAUGUAUAGUUUAUAUACUGUACAGCCUCAGCAAAGGCAGUUUAUACCAUUCAGUGUAUCUUUAGAACUAUUAGGACCAAGUACAAGAUGAACUGUUUCAAACAACACCAGGAACAGAAACAGCCAGUUUAGUAGUGGACUAGUAAAUUCCACACAAGGCUGCAACAUUCCCAUAAUUCAGUUUAGAAUAGGUUCUACUGUAGGUUGCUAUGGUAACCUGUUUAAUUUAUUAGAUGAGUUUAAAAAAAAAAACGUGUUUCACUUUUGAUAGAAUACUAAAUCUGUUUGAUGUCAUUGUGACUCUAGAAGCUGUUAGGUUCAUAAUAAGUAGUCCAAGUAGUAGAGUAGCUUCGCUGCUGCCCCAACUUGACCACAUACUCAACACUCAUUGGCCACUUUAUUAGGAACACCUGUGAAGACAUUCUACUUUUACAAGGUGAUAUUGUUUUUAACUCAAAGCUGUCAGAGAGAGAGAGAGAUUGUGUUUUAUUGAGGUGGUUCGACUGUUUUAGCCAACACGUUUAAAAUGAAAAAUGGAGCCUGUAUUGCCUCAGGGAUUAAUGCAACUUACCUCAUCUUAUUACAAACUAAGAAAUCACAACCUUGUAAAAGAAGAGCUCAGAGUUGACGCGUUGGUUUGUAUUUGAUUGUUCAGAUAGUGUGUGCCUCAUAAAGCAGCCAAUGAGCACAUGAUGAAUCCUCAUCUCUCUAGUCUAUCACACACAUUUUUACAUUCAACCAGAGAAUAACUGUGGGACAUUGAUUUACUUAAUUGGUGAAACUGGUGUUUAUUUCCUGUCAAGCAAUCUAAAAUGCAACAGUGCAAGUUUAGCAGUGGUUUCAUCGCUUUGUCUUAAACUGUCUUGAUCGUUUCUGCUCAUCUGUUUGCAGCACAUUUGUCUUUUUAUUACCUCAUACCAGCACUGCCUUUGUAGUAAUAAACCAAUAAAAUAUAUAUUUUUCAAUUUUAA
This is a messenger RNA of Betta splendens (Siamese fighting fish), 2759 nucleotides long. RefSeq names its product 7-dehydrocholesterol reductase (gene dhcr7). Gene Ontology annotation, biological process: brassinosteroid biosynthetic process; cholesterol biosynthetic process. The transcript is spliced from 8 exons. NCBI's taxonomy places the organism in Eukaryota, Metazoa, Chordata, Actinopteri, Anabantiformes, Osphronemidae. Bases 175 to 1593 code for a protein of 472 amino acids. Gene Ontology annotation, cellular component: endoplasmic reticulum membrane. Gene Ontology annotation, molecular function: 7-dehydrocholesterol reductase activity. The record is from RefSeq and is a predicted model, not a curated record.